ACCGUUUUGUCAGAAAAACUUUUUUGUAUAAAUAGAGGAGGAGGUUUCAACAUAUUUUUUUUUUUAUUAUUAUUUUACAUCUUAAACAAUAAUAACUUAAUACAAACACAAUGGUUCUUUCUAUCCACUUUUCCAAAUUCUUCAAGAACACCUUCUCUCACAAAAAGGAAGAAGAAAGUACGAAAUCCACUGCUUCCUCUAUUCACACUAUCUAUGAAGUGAGUCCCAGUUAUACUAGAGAUCCUAUGCGUUGUGGUAAUCAUCCUGAUGUCGUUGGUCAAUACUAUGAUCCCAUGGGUGGUCGAUUUACUUUACAUCAAGGUCACGAUGCUACCAACACAGGUGCCUAAUUUCUCCCCUUGACUCCACAUGAACAACAACAACAAAAAAAAAAAAUUUUUUUUUCAUAUUUGAUCCCCAUCAAAACUAUACCCUAACCCCCCUAAUACUUUAUCCGAG
Messenger RNA from Mucor mucedo, 459 nucleotides. RefSeq lists its product as uncharacterized. The transcript has a single exon. Lineage: Eukaryota; Fungi; Mucoromycota; Mucoromycetes; Mucorales; Mucoraceae. The coding region runs from base 111 to 350 and encodes 79 amino acids. The record is from RefSeq and is a predicted model, not a curated record.